Molecule: messenger RNA, 2033 nt
Organism: Mytilus californianus (California mussel)
Lineage: Eukaryota; Metazoa; Mollusca; Bivalvia; Mytilida; Mytilidae
Exons: 2
Coding region: 97-1785 (562 amino acids)
Molecular function (GO): zinc ion binding
Source: RefSeq, a predicted model, not a curated record
UAUCACGUGACAAUACUUCCUGGUUACAUAACUAUCAACAGUAUGUUAUAACAUUUUAUUUGGUGUGACAUUUAUUGUAGGAGUCUUAAAUUUAAUAUGGCGUCACCCGUACCGAUAUGCGAUAUUUGUAUGACAGAUAACAUAACAAAAUCUGCCACUGUUUGGUGUUCAGAAUGUGAAGAAGCCAUAUGUAAUGACUGCGAAAGACAACAUGACCGCAUGGGUUUAUCAAAGAACCAUAAAACUACAUCUAUUAAAGAUUACCAGGAACUGCCUAGUUCUGUUGCUGCUAUCAAACAGAUAUGCAAAGGACACAACUUAAAAUUCGACUUCUAUUGUGCAAUUCACAAUGAACCAUGCUGUGUGUCUUGCGUUACGGAGAAACAUGGCACCUGUCUUAAAUUGGAGCCAUUAUCGGAAGUAGUGAAAGGAGUAAAGUCGUCUGCUGCAUUUGCAGAUUUAGAAGAGAGGACAAAAGACAUCAGCGCACUAAUUGGCGACCUGAUAACAGAGAAAAAAAGUAAUCGAGCAAGUUUUGGAGUUCAAAAAAAUAAAAUCAUUUCUGAAGUUCAAUAUGUCCGAUUGGCAAUUAAUAAUCAUUUAGAUAAACUUCAAAAAGAUCUUUUGAAUAAAUUGGGCGAUACGGAGAAACUGCAAAACAAAACUAUUGAUAGUUUUAUUGAAAAGCUCUCAGACAUGCGUAAAAAUGUUGAAAACAUAUCUGGUGACAUGAAAAAAUCUAAGCAACACGCGUCGAAUUUCCAAGCAUUUCUUGGUAUACAUGAAUGGAAUAAAAAAAUUGAGGCAGAAGAAAAAUAUUGGAUGUCUUUACAAACUGACCAGAUAAUGGACACUUUUGACAUUCACAUACAAUACUCGCCGAUACUUAUUAAGUUCGAGACAGACGUCAAAGAAUUAGGGAAGUUAGAAGUAAAGUCUUCUUCUACAAAGAAAAUUCUUCUAAAGAAGGAAAAACAGGGACAGAUUUUCGUCCCUGUUUCUAACACUGUAGAUAACAUUAAACUGACAACACUUUGCUGUUUCCAGACACCAGUUGUAGCACCCAGUACCAUAAUUAUAACAGGUAUCGAUAUGUUUGACGACGAGAGAAUCGUGUUGGCAGAUAACCAUCUGUUACACAACAGACUUGUUAUCAUAAAUCAAGAAGGCAAGUUCAUCAAAACUAUACAACUUAAGUAUCAAUGUUUUGAUGUUGCAGUGAUAGAUACAGACACAGUUGCAACAACGUUAAUUGAUCAGAAGAAAAUUUAUAUCAUUGAUGUUAACUCGUCAAAGGUACAAAGGUAUAUACCUACAGGUGACAAGUGUAACGGUAUAACUUAUUCAGGUGAACAAUUAGUCGUCAAUCUCAUCAACAAUACCAUUCAAUUCUUCGAUCUUUCUGGUAAUACCUUGUCAACUUUGUCAACAGCCGAUGCCUCCGUAUCUUGUUCGGUGUUGAAUGACAAACUUUAUUAUACAGCACACAAAAGUGAUACCAUAUACUCAACUGAAUUGAAUGGAGAAGUUCGUUGGAAAUUUAACUGUCACAAAUCAGAUCAUCCGGCUGGUAUAGUAAACGAUGCCGCGGGAAAUAUUUUUGUAGCGUGCCGGAAUAGUCACCAAGUUGUGGUAUUAGGACAAGAUGGCAAGAAAUCAAGAAUCCUCUUGACAAAGAAAGACGGAUUGAAACAACCUAGAGCAAUACAUUACAACCAUAAAACUAACAUACUCAUCGUGUGUAAUGUGUCCGGACAAUGCUUCCAGUACAAAGUUACAAACUGAAUUAUUUUUGGUUAAAAAAACGUUUGUAGCAAAUCAUCGGUGAACACUUGCUUUUCUUGUGAGAUAUUGUUUUAGUGCAAAUGUUUUUUCUAAUGACAAAGUAGAAUACCUUUGUAAAUAGCAAGUCAUUGAAACAGAUUAGAUGUCCUUGAAUUAGAAUAAAUAUGACCAUGUACUAUACUCUUGUUAAAAUUGUUUGAUUGUAUAUUUUAUUUUCAUAUAUUUUCAUAGUGAAAUUUGAAUAUUUA